UACACACCCUGUGCUUUAGAAGAUAUUUAAAUCAAUUUCAUGCACAUUUUUCCUUUGGUUUUAAGUUUUCUCUCACUUGUUUGCUCCUGGAUUCAUAUGUUUAUUUUUUUGAACCUCCUCAUAGUUCCUGCUGGCCGAGCUGAACACCUUCUACCUGAAGUUCGUGCUCUGGAUGCCUCCUGAACACUACCUGGUGCUGCUGCGCCUCGUCUUCUUCGUCAACGUGGGCGGCGUGGCCAUGAGGGAGAUCUACGACUUCAUGGACGACCCGAAGUUCCACAAGAAGCUGGGCCAGCAGGCGUGGCUGGUGUCGGCCAUAACGGUGACGGAGUUCCUCAUCGUGGUCAAGUACGACCCCCACACCCUCAUGCUGCCCAUCCCCUUCUCCAUCAUGCAGUGCUGGUUCUUGGGCAUCUUCCUYAUCCUCAUCUGGACCCUGUGGAGGUUCUUCAUCCGGUAAGAAGAGAGUCGAGUUUGUUCUCGUCUCGC
Poecilia reticulata (guppy) is the source of this 489-nucleotide messenger RNA. The record is from RefSeq and is a predicted model, not a curated record. NCBI's taxonomy places the organism in Eukaryota, Metazoa, Chordata, Actinopteri, Cyprinodontiformes, Poeciliidae.